CAGCCCGCCGCCGUAGUAAAGAGCUCGGCUCCGUCUCCGAGAGCUGUCAACACUCGCCCCGGCUACCUUCCUCCGCCCCGGCUGGCGCCCCGCUCUGCUGCCGUGGGAACAUUCCCCGAAUAAACCCGGAGCGCUUCACGCUUCAGCGACGCUUUCCUUCAGAUAACAGAGGCUCCCCGCUCACUAUGACACGGAGGUGAUCUUCAGAGUUUCCAGGUGGUUCUGGGGUUCCAGGUUGGUGUUGUGAGAGAGCAAGCUACCUGUGGGGAGGUGGACCGCCUGGGGCGUCGUGUCCCUUGUUCUCAAGUGACUAGGAAGGGGCUUGACUAACUGUUCUGCAACAUGGAGAAGGGUGAGCUGAAAAUACUCAACAAGGGCGAAGAGGAGGAGAUGGAGCUGCAAGGCUACCGUCUCUGCCGCUGGCGGCUGGCCCUUGUAGGCUUCGGGGUACUUUGUACUGGGGGCUUCCUUCUCCUGCUGCUCUACUGGAUGCCAGAAUGGUGCGUCAAGUCCACCUGCACCCGUACCACGGCCCGCGAUGCUGAAGUGGUGUUGCUGCGCUCCACGGACGAGUUCCGGCGCUGGUUCCUGGCCAGGGUACGAGUGAUGCUUGCUCCGGGGAGCAACCCCUUCCACAGCCUGGAGACCCAGACCACCUCCCCUCCCUCCUCCCCGUCCUCCCCGUCCUCCCUGUCCCGCCCCUUCUCCAGCCCCUCCUCUCCACCUCUGGCCAACGGAUACACUCCUCACCCCUCCGAUGGCAGCCCAGCUCAGGAGCUCAGUAGAAGAUUUUCCGACUACCAGCCCACACAGAUUCGCUAUUUUACCUUCCACAGCACAAAGUAUUACUGGAGCGACGAGAUGCAGAACUUUAAUGUUUUAACCGGCCUGGAGGAUCUGGAGGUCAAUUGUUCUACGAUCCACUCGGAGCACAGCGCCGGCCUGACCAGGAACCAGCAGGAGUACAGGAGAUUGUUUUUCGGAGUGAAUGAAAUCGCAGUGAAAGUGCCUUCUGUUUUCAAGCUGCUUAUCAAAGAGGUUCUCAACCCUUUCUACAUCUUCCAGCUCUUCAGCGUAAUCCUGUGGAGUGUCGAUGAGUAUUACUACUAUGCUGCGGCCAUUGUUUUCAUGUCGGUUAUAUCCAUAGCUACCUCUCUGUACACCAUCAAAAAGCAAUACAUCAUGCUUCAUGAUAUGGUGGCAGCUCACAGUAUUGUCCGUGUGUCUGUUUGCCGAGCCAAUAACGAAGUUGAGGAGAUACUGUCGACUGAUCUGGUACCUGGUGAUGUGGUGGUUAUUCCAAGCAACGGGACCAUCAUGCCUUGCGACGCAGUGCUGGUCAGUGGCACCUGCAUCGUCAAUGAAAGCAUGCUCACAGGCGAGAGUGUUCCCGUGACGAAGACCAACCUCCCCAACCCACCACCAGGCGAGCGGGAGGGGGCGGACAGUGCCUACAACACCGAGGAGCAUAAGAGACACACACUGUUCUGCGGCACCAACGUCAUCCAAACCCGCUUCUACACAGGAGAGCUGGUCAAAGCCGUGGUGGUCCGCACAGGUUUCAGCACAGCCAAAGGCCAACUGGUGCGCUCCAUCCUUUAUCCCAAACCCACCGACUUCAAGCUGUAUCGCGACGCCUACCUCUUUCUGCUGUGUCUGGUGGCUGUGGCUGGAAUCGGCUUUGUUUACUCCAUCGUCCUCAGUAUCAUGAACGAGGUGCCAGCGAAAACCAUCAUCAUCGAGUCUCUGGACAUUAUAACCAUUACGGUACCACCAGCACUGCCAGCAGCCAUGACAGCUGGGAUUGUGUACGCCCAGCGGCGUCUCAAAAAGAUCGGCAUUUUCUGCAUCAGUCCGCAGAGGAUCAACAUCUGUGGCCAAAUUAACCUGGUCUGCUUUGAUAAAACGGGAACUUUAACAGAGGAUGGAUUGGACCUCUGGGGAGUUCAGAGAGUUGAAAGUGGCUGUUUUCACCUUUCUGAGGAAACCGCCCAAAAGGAGAAUCUGGUCAAAUCCCAGUUUGUGGCCUGCAUGGCCACCUGCCACUCGCUCACCAAAAUAGAAGGCCAGCUGUCUGGAGACCCGCUGGACCUCAAGAUGUUUGAGGCUACAGGCUGGAUCCUGGAGGAAGCCACUGAGGAGGAAACCGCUCUCCAUAACCGCAUCAUGCCCACCGUCGUCCGACCGCCGAAGCAGCUGCUGCCCUCGCAGCCUGACGGGUCAGCCGAACAGGACAUGGAACUCGCUGAACUUUCGUCGUUAUAUGAAAUAGGUAUCGUGCGUCAGUUUCCCUUUUCCUCGGGGCUCCAGAGGAUGAGCGUUGUGUCUCGUACUCUGGGGGAGAAGUGCAUGGAUGCCUUCAUGAAGGGAGCGCCAGAGGUUGUGGCCAGCCUCUGCAAGAAGGAAACAGUGCCAGAAGACUUUGCCGAGGUUUUGGAGGGUUACACUAAGCAGGGUUUCCGAGUGAUCGCUCUGGCUCACCGACGCCUGGGAUCAAAACUCAACUGGCACAAAGUCCAAAACAUCAACAGGGAUUACAUUGAGGCAAACAUGGAGUUCCUGGGUCUCAUCAUCAUGCAGAACAAGCUGAAGGCUGAAACUCCUGGAGUGUUGCUGGACCUCCAUCGAGCAAACAUUCGCACCAUCAUGGUUACUGGCGACAACAUGUUGACGGCAAUCUCUGUGGCCCGUGACUGUGGAAUGAUCCCUCCGGAGGACACUGUCAUUAUCGCUGAUGCCCUUCCUCCUCAUGAUGGACAAGCUGCUAAAAUCACCUGGAGAUACGCUGACAAGCCCAGCAGAACCACGCGACUCGAGGAAAUCAACAUAAGCCUGGAGAAUGAAGUUCAUCUGGAGGAGCCUAAAACACAAGAACUGUACCACUUUGCCAUGAAUGGAAAAUCAUUCGCUAUAAUCGCCGAGCAUUUCCCAGACAUGCUUCAAAAGCUCGUGCUGCACGGGACCGUGUUUGCCAGAAUGGCGCCUGACCAGAAGACCCAGCUCAUUGAGACGCUGCAGGGAGUAGACUACUUUGUGGGAAUGUGUGGAGAUGGUGCAAAUGACUGCGGGGCGCUGAAGAGGGCUCAUGGUGGGAUCUCCCUGUCAGAGCUUGAAGCCUCAGUAGCUUCGCCCUUCACCUCCAAGACCCCCAACAUCUCCUGCGUGCCGAGUCUCAUCAGGGAGGGACGUGCUGCUCUCAUCACCUCCUUCUGUGUCUUCAAGUUUAUGGCCCUCUACAGCAUUAUCCAGUACAUCAGCGUCACGCUCCUCUAUUCAGUCUCCAGUAACCUUGGAGAUUUCCAGUUCCUCUUCAUUGACAUUGCUAUCAUCCUCCUCAUCGUCUUCACCAUGAGUCUGAACCCAGCCUGGAAAGAACUGGUGUCCCGUCGUCCCCCGUCAGGACUUAUCUCAGGACCGCUGCUGUUCUCUGUGCUCACCCAAAUCCUCAUCUGCUUGGGCUUCCAGACAUUUACGUUUCUUUGGGUCAAAAAGCAGCCCUGGUACGAGAAGUGGAACCCUCUUACCGACGUCUGCAACCACUCCGAUCCCCUGAACGUUUCCGACCUCAACAACACAGAAGUGGAUGAGCACAACAUCCAGAACUUUGAGAACACCAGUCUCUUCUAUGUCUCCUCCUUCCAGUAUCUCAUUGUUGCCAUCGUUUUCUCCAAAGGCAAACCUUUCAGGCAGCCUAGCUACAAGAACUGGCCCUUUGUGCUGUCUGCUGUGGGAUUGUAUUUCUUCCUGCUCUUCAUCAUGUUUCAUCCUGUUGAAGGCAUCGACGGGUUUCUAGAGAUUGUUUGUGUCCCUUUUGAAUGGAGGCUGCAGCUUUUCCUGGUAAUCUUAGUCAAUGCUGCUGUGUCUGUUUUGGUGGAGACCUUCAUCCUUGACAUCGUCUUAUGGAAGCUUGCGUUCAGCAGAGACAAACAGGCCAACUAUGGCGUCACCCCUGCCGCCCCGACACCACAGGGGCUGAUUGACCUGCAGGGGUACAAGUGUCUGUCCUGGCUGUGCCCACGCAAGACGGCGCCCAAAGCUCGAUACAUGCAUCUUGCCCAAGAGCUAAGUCUGGACCCAGACUGGCCCCCAAAACCGACCACCACCACUGAAGCCAAGCCCCGCCCUGAAAACGGCUCCGUUUAUGACAUCAUCAUCAUCAAUUCCUAGCACCCCCACGCUCACCAACACUACGGGAUCCCUGGCUCUCCUACGGGAGACAUGCAUAUGAGGAGUACUAAGGGAAAUGCACAUUCACCUUAUCUGGACAGCUUUCACUCUUCAGGCAAAAACUCCAUAAUUUCACACAAAUACCAAAACGAUCACCUUCAUAACUUUCAGAGCACUCCUGUUUUCUCCAUCACACUCUGUACCGAUGCUCUCAGGUCUCAUUUUUCUUUUGCUUUUCUGUAAAAAAAAACAUUGUUGCUGUUGAACUUGAAUGUCAUUAUUUAUGUGGUGUCUGUUUUUAGCAAAUCAGAGUAGCGUUCAUCAGACUUGCAGUCAGAGGAAAAGUUGUGCGUUGACCCUUUCUGGUGUAGGUUCAUCACUCUCUCAACCUAUCUGUGAGGGCAAACCAUAUGGAGGUACACUUCAGAGAUGUGUGUCGUAUAUAGACCGUGUUAUUUUUCAUAAGAUUUAUUUUUUUUCUCCAUCAGAUUUUAUUACACACCACAAUAAUUGAUAUGAGAUUGACAGAUAAUGUGAAAGUCCUUAAAAAGUACAAAUACACACUUAGUGAAGCUGUGCAGCGUAGGAUUGAUACCUAUUUUACCCAAGGAACGAGGCUUUUAAUUUUACCCUUUUCUAAAAAAAAAAAAAAUAACUAAAAUGAACAAAAAAGGUUGUAGAUGGGAAAACAUUUAAAGGGAGAAGAGAAUGCGAAAGUGAAUGCACUUUAGAAAAAAGGUUAAUGGAUGAAAAUAUAGAUGGAUUGACUUGAUAUAAAAUUGUCCAUUCCCUUUUUAAAAGAUGAUUAUUAUAGACUCUGAUAACUGCUGUGUUGUGAAACAACCGUUAUAUAAACGUAGCCGAAAUUUCUGUUUUGUUCAACGUUUCAUUGUUGCGAUGAACUGCCUGUUAACUUUUCCUUUAAAUAGCUCCACGUGUGAAAAGAUGAAGUAUUUGUGGGUUGCGCAGCAGGGUUGAUUAUGCGCAUUAUGCCCGUGGGGAAGUUGUGAGAACCAGCUUUUAACGGACGAAGUGAGAUUGUGGCUGUGCGGGAUUCCUUGAGGCCCUUCAGGACCGUUUGAAUCCAUUAAAUUGUAAAUAUGUCUUGUUUCUCUAAACUUCAAGAACAUAAUCCAAUAAGUGAGAGCAAGUAAGAGUCAAUGGCCGGUGGAGCAGUUUGACAUGCGAGGAGAGGAUCUGGCAAAUGCAUUGGGCUCAACCCACAAAUAGAUUUUCCUAGAAAUUUAUAAAUAAACAGACUUUCCAACAGUAAUAGAUUUAGUGUUUAGAAAUUGUCAAAACAAAGAAGUAAUCAAAUGCACAUUUUCUCUCUCUUUCACAAUUACAACUUCCACACUGAACAGUGUUGAUGAUAGUGCGCCACCGUUUGGCUCUUAAACACGAUGCGUUUACUCAUUAGAAAACAAUCAAACUAGACGGUUUGAGCCAAAUGAGCUUAAUAUUGGCUGAUAUGGUCACCUGCCAACUUCUCUGCAUCUCAAAAUAUAUGUAUGUUUGUAAAUACAUACUGACUAAUUUGUGCAUUAGCUUAGGGAUAUGGUAAGUCCUCACUGAAAUGGGGUUAAAAAAAAUCCAAGUAUAACAAUAAGGAUGAUUGAUUUGCAUUAAAUUACUCCUAGAGAAACAUUUAGGCAGCUGUUUGGGAGGGGGGGGGGGGUGUUCUGGUCCCUGCAUAGUUUAGUUGCAUUACCACAUUUGAGGUUAAGUAUAAAACUAGAUGUUCUGUCUUUAAAAGGCAUACAGAUUCGAAAGGGAAAAGAUGGAAUGUUUUAAAAUGGCACAACUUGUUUUUUUUUGGGGGGGGGGUUCUUAGCUGAUGAAGCUAAUUUAUGCAUUGUACAUUUGCUCUCACGUGCCUCUCAUAUUGUGUGGGCACAAAGUUUAUGUAAACCCCCAGAAGAACAGAAAAUGGCUCUGACUUGGUUAAAGCUAAGGGCAUUUUGUCUAAUAGUUGCAGAAUAAUGCCAGGGUUGACUUCAGGUGGCAUUUCUCUUCCAUUUCGCUAACAACUGUGACGUAUGGAGCAGUUUCAUUAACAGUUUGAGAUGUUUCGGCUCAGUCUUGUCUUGUGGCAUGAUAUCCGCUGUUAUGGUCAAAUUUUAGUCGUAGCGUUUUGUCUUUGAGGAAUGGAAAAAAAUGGGCGGGAGAGACGAUUUCAUCCAUUCUUUGACCAUAUGGGCCUCGUUUUCAUCGCUCUGCAAUAUGGAAUAAUUGAUAAAGAAACGUCAAAUUUAGCUCAGUUAAAGCUUCCCAGCAGUUUUCUAUAGGUUUUAGAUGCACCUUAAAUCCGAUCGCUGAAUCCAUAUCAACUUUGACAGUGCUGGCAUUUAUCAUGUCAUUUCUAACACAUUUAAUGCUAUUUUUUUGCUUAACUAUUUUAAAAAAAAAAGAACAUUGCUCUGUGUGCUUUGAAUUCUGACUGAAGAGUUUACCCUUUAACUAAACCUUACAAAGCAUGCUUGCUUCAACAUUUCCUUUGUUAGUAAAACUCUUUUCUAGUGUGUAAAGAGCUUUUUGUAGACUGAACUGGUGCUCGCUUGUCUGUGAAACACUGAAAGCCAGCAGCAGACAGAGACUUGCAUGAAGCCAGCCUGCCCAUGGUUCACCUGACCGUGGCGAUGCUAGACAUUUAACUUCCGGCAUGUGGCGUUACUGUAGGACUCAAACAUUUAACAUAGUUGUAUAAUAGGUAAAGGGUGAUUAAAAUAGUUGCGUAGCGGCAUGUGUCUGGUUGGUUACUGUAAAGCGUUAACCAAAUGCAUGAGACCAGAUGACUUAAAGCUUCCUGCAUCUUCAGAUAGUUUCCUGGAGUCAGAAGUACGGCUUUUUUUAAAGCAAACUUUCUUCCCGUGGAAGAUUGAUUAGAUAAAACUGGUGAAUGGGGGGGGGAUUUUGCAUCUCGUCUGUGUGCCGCGUCUGGCUUUUCCCUUUUUUCUCUCGUAACAAAUAUUUAUGAGUGAGUGAUCCUGAUUAAAUAGCUGUAUUCACAUCCUUCACAUAUCCUGCCUGUGUAGCGUUAAGGGCUAUAUUUUGGGUUCAGCGCUCUUCAUUUAACAUGAAAAAUAAGUAAGCCAGUAGAGGAGCUUAAAUGUGACCAUCAUUUUGUGAUUGGAUAAUAUAUUUCUAUUUUCUCGGGAAAAUGUUGGAUUGAAAUAAAGUGGAUUUGAUGCCACCUUGAGUUAUAUAAAUAAGCAGAUUACUCUUAAUCCAAGACCUUUUUUUUUUUGUUUAAUUUAAAUAUAGAUUAUAUGACAUAACAUUUCUAAAAGAGUGAUACGUGAUUUUGAAAAUUCUUUAUUUUUCUAAGAUUGAAUGUAAUGCAAUGCAAACCCGCAAAUUACUGAUUUCUGAUUCCCAAAGACAUUUUUUCCCCCACAUUUGUUCUGGUUGUUUAAAUAAAAUAAAGAGCGUGAGAGAAGAAAAGUGGGAUUUUUUUUUUUUUUAAGCCAGGAGUUGAGUGACAUUUGGUAGAGCGCAUCAAGUGGACAUUAAGUAGUUGAAAAUAAUAUUUGUGUUUUGAGUUUUAUCUGUAUAUAUGGGUGUGUACAUUUCUUGUUAGCAGAAGAGUUUAAAGGUUUAAUUAUAAGAUGUAUUUUGAAUUAUAAAAGGGCUGAUGUAUUUUUUUUUUUUUUUUUUUUUUUUUUUUUGCUUUUUUUCUACUUUUUGGUACUGUCACAAUCAGCUGUCAAAUUUUUUCUUUUCUUUUUUUUCUCUUUUCUCCCUGGACUGUUUUGUGCUCUAGGUUAUGUAACGUACCAUGAUUGUCUUUGUUCUCUAUUUGGGCAUCAAUCCUGGGCAUUUCCUUCAGUCUGGUGAGAACAUUGGAUAAACGAAUUGCAGCCCAUGUCUGUUUUGGGGUUUAGAUUUAAUCAAUCAAACCUGAAUCAUUUACUCCAGCAGGCUCCAGAAGUUGGGACUUCUUUUUGGUGUUUUCCUUUUCUUUAUCAAAGUUUUCUAAUUGAUAAAACAAAUCUGACAAGAAGGGAAUUUGGUGUUGAACGCAGCCUGUGUCACAUUUCUAGUUUGUCUGGUCACAUCAGUUUGCAUCCAUGUAAAAAAUGUAGCUGGCAAACAAAAUGUGCAUUGCUCUUUUAUCAUGAUCUCAUUACUACAGAAAAAAAACUGCUGCUAGGAGCAAAACGAUUCACUGAGCUGUGUCAUAUCUGCACCUUUUUAUUCAGAAAAAUUGUAAAUGCUACUGUUGUCUUUAGUUUUUCCCUCCAAUCCAACAAACCUUCAACAGGGAUAUUUAAAUAUCUUUACCGGCUGUUGUUUUCAGACUGGGCUCACAUUUACAUUAUGUCUAAAUGUUACUCGUGGCAUUCACAUUGGGUCUGCCAGUGGAUGAAUGAUUUAUGUUAAAUAAAUAACUACACUUGGGUUUAAUGCUUAAUUCAGAAAAAGGCUGUUAAUUGCAUCUUUUUAAUCAGUCUGCCUGCAACCUAGCUCUGACUUUCUUUAACGUGCUCAAUAUUUUCAGCUUUCUUACCUCACCAAGAGGGUCACCUGGGCUGUAUGUAUGUUUUGUUUUUUGUUUUUUUAUUGAUAAAGAUAAUAUUUUGACAAUUUUUGUAUUUUAUAAUUUAUUUGUAUUUAUUUUUGAUUUUUGUUUCUCUCUGAAGAUUGUUAUGGCUUUAUGUUGAAUUGCUUUUCUUUUCAAUAAAUGUUCUUUAAGCAA
Fundulus heteroclitus (mummichog) is the source of this 8866-nucleotide messenger RNA. RefSeq names its product ATPase 13A3 (gene atp13a3). Gene Ontology annotation, biological process: polyamine transmembrane transport; intracellular calcium ion homeostasis. The record is from RefSeq and is a predicted model, not a curated record. Gene Ontology annotation, molecular function: ATP binding; ATP hydrolysis activity; ATPase-coupled monoatomic cation transmembrane transporter activity. The coding region runs from base 343 to 4167 and encodes 1274 amino acids. Gene Ontology annotation, cellular component: late endosome membrane. NCBI's taxonomy places the organism in Eukaryota, Metazoa, Chordata, Actinopteri, Cyprinodontiformes, Fundulidae. The transcript is spliced from 34 exons.